AUGCCCGACGGUUCAAGUGACUUAGAAGCCAUGCCAAAGUUAAAUAUCGUUCUUGGCAUCACGAUAGCGGUGUCCACUUCGUUUAUUCAAUCUCUCGGGCUUACUAUACAACGUAAAUCUCACGUUUUAAAUGAAAACAUUUAUCCCGUAGAGUUAAGGCGAUCAGCUUGUAGAAGGCCACUAUGGCAUUUGGGUUUUGAUACUUAUAUAGUUUCCAACAUAAUCGGAAGUGUUUUCUCGAUUGGAUAUCUUCCAAUAAUCAUAUUAGCACCUUUGGGAGCAGUGACUCUUAUCUUCAAUGCCUUAUUCGCUAAACUACUUUUAGGUGACGUGUUUUCUAAGAGAUCAUUAAUAGGAACGAUUUUCAUUAUAAUCGGUGCUAUUAUGAUUGCACUUUUUGGUAUGGUCGAUGAACCAAAACAUUCGCUUGAAGACUUGAUCGAACUAUAUAAGCGUCCAGCGUUCAUUGCAUACUUUUCGGUCAUAGAAUUAUUGGUCAUUUUAUUCCUCAUCGCCAGCAAGUAUGGGGAAUAUCUCUUAAAUAAAAUGUCUCGAAAUGAGCGUGAUCCGAUCUUCGGAUGGCCUUGGAAAAAACUACAGACAAUUGUUGGUAUAACGUAUGGAGUAAUUGGAGGAAUGAUAUCUAGUCAGAGUUUAUUAUUCGCAAAGAGUGGUAUUGAAUUGUUAAUUUUGACUAUUUAUGGCAAUAAUCAAUUUGACCGUCCAUUAAGUUGGAUAAUUGUAAUAAUAUUGGUUGCUACAGCUUUACUUCAGCUUUAUUACCUUAACAAAGGGCUAAGAAUGUGCGAUACGGUCAUAUUAGUUCCGCUUUCUUUUUGCACUUACAACGCUUCAACUAUAUUUAAUGGCCUUGUGUAUUACAAUCAAUGGGACCGAUUAAAAUGGUAUCAAAUACUACUUGUCGUAGUUGGUAUAUGCAUAUUACUAUGUGGGGUACUGGUAUUAUCGUGGCGAAGAAAUACCGCUCCCGAAGAAGGUUUACUGGAAGGGGAAGAUAGUUUGCUAUUAGGACAUGAUAUUGAAGGGUUAACAGAACUUUAUGAAAGCGAAGAGACUUUUGGCAGAUAUGCCGAGAAUAAUACUCUCGAUUUUUCGGUGACCAAUAAUUCUGUGGAUAUAUAUCAAAAUGUUGGGAACUCUUCUGGAGAAAUUAUAAAAUUUCAGGAGAUGUUGCAGGAAGAGGACGGUGGUGAUGAUGCAGAUGAAAAAACUUCACUUUUAAGUAAAAAUCAUAAAAAUAGACGUAACAAUAGGUCCGUAUCUGUUGGUACAGUGCAAGACGAAAAUUACGGUAUACUCUAA
Acaulospora morrowiae is the source of this 1323-nucleotide messenger RNA. The record is from the annotation of a GenBank genome assembly. Lineage: Eukaryota; Fungi; Glomeromycota; Glomeromycetes; Diversisporales; Acaulosporaceae.